Drosophila santomea is the source of this 3352-nucleotide messenger RNA. Its product is annotated as protein lozenge. The coding region runs from base 124 to 2607 and encodes 827 amino acids. Gene Ontology annotation, cellular component: nucleus. The record is from RefSeq and is a predicted model, not a curated record. NCBI's taxonomy places the organism in Eukaryota, Metazoa, Arthropoda, Insecta, Diptera, Drosophilidae. Gene Ontology annotation, biological process: regulation of DNA-templated transcription. The transcript has 5 exons. Gene Ontology annotation, molecular function: DNA-binding transcription factor activity, RNA polymerase II-specific; RNA polymerase II cis-regulatory region sequence-specific DNA binding; ATP binding.
UGAUGAGUGAACAAAAGACACCGCCGGAGCGAAGUGUGAUAAGCGGUUGACCUGCGACCCGCACACACUGAAAGAAAAACAGGGGCAAGCAGCGAGCGGAUCAAAGGUCACCGCCGUCGACGAAUGCAUUUGCAUCUCCUGGCGGCAGAGAAGACGCCUCCAUCUCCAACUCCAACUACAACUGCAUCUCCAUCUGAACAUACGGGCAUCGCGGAGGAGUCGCACUUGGACUUGCAGCUGGGCUUGCCAUUGGCAUCCGGAUACGGAUACGGCUACGGACUCGGACUUGGACUCGGAUUGGGACUGGGACUGGGCCAGGAAUUGGUGGCGGACCACUGCACCACUGUGGCGCCCGUCAGCGUUGCCGGUCCCGGCCGCCUGGGUCGCAGCAUCAACGGCAGCGGCGGCAGCCAUCACCACCACCACCUGCACCACCACUACGCGCCCUACCACCACGCCCACCCCUAUCACCCACCGCAUCCGCACGCGCCACACCCCCACCACCACCACCACCACCCACCGUAUCCACCGUAUCCGCCGGCAGGAGCACAUCCAUCGGCGAUGGUCACCUCGUCCUCCACAUCGCCGACGGGCAACGGCUGGAGCAGCUCCACCGGCGACUUCAAGGGCAUCACAGCAUUGGCCACCGCCACCGGCGGCGGCACAGGUGGAGCCACCCAGGGAGCCACUGCGUCCACGGGCGCCACAACCGCUGAGGUUUUGGCCGUUUCCAGUAGCGCCAGUGUUGGCAGCAGCUCGCCCACAGGUGGCGCCAGCAAUGGUACGGCGCACAGUGGGCAUAGUGGACACACCGGCGGUCACAGCAGCAGCACCGCCAGCAACAACAACAACAUUGGUGCCAGCAACAGCAACAGUAACAGCAACAAUAACAACAACAAUGCCGUUCACCAGGAUCUCUUGUGGAUGGAGCGGCUGGUCCAGAAGCGACAGCAGGAACAUCCCGGCGAGCUGGUGCGCACGAGCAAUCCGUACUUCCUGUGCUCCGCCCUGCCCGCCCAUUGGCGCUCCAACAAGACGCUGCCGAUGGCCUUCAAGGUCGUCGCACUGGCGGAAGUGGGCGAUGGCACCUACGUCACCAUCCGGGCGGGAAACGACGAGAACUGCUGCGCGGAGCUGCGCAACUUCACCACCCAGAUGAAGAACGACGUGGCCAAGUUCAACGAUCUGCGCUUCGUGGGCCGCAGCGGAAGAGGGAAGAGCUUCACGCUGACCAUCACGGUGGCCACGAGUCCGCCACAGGUGGCAACCUACGCCAAAGCCAUCAAGGUGACCGUCGAUGGACCCCGGGAGCCCCGCUCCAAGACGAGUCCGACGGGUGGUCCCCACUACCGAGCUCUGGGUCUCGGCCAGCGUCCCUACAUCGAUGGCUUCCCCUCGACGAAGGCGCUCCACGAGCUGGAGACGCUCCGGCGAUCUGCGAAGGUGGCGGCUGUUACGACGGCAGCGGCGGCGGCGGCCACAGCGGCAUCGGCGGCCAAUGCGGUGGCGGUGGCCGCAGCCGCCGUGGCGGUCACUCCAACGGGCGGCGGCGUCGGAGGAGGAGUUGGGGGCGUGGCUGGCGGACAGGGAGCGGGAGUUGGAGUUGGAGCGGGACUGGUGCAGCAAUUGAGCAGCAAUUACUCAUCGCCGAAUAGUACAAUCAACUCGGACUGCCAGGUCUACAAGCCCAAUGCGCCGCACAUUCAAGGAGCCGACAUGAUGGGCGCCGGCGAAUGGACGGGAUCCUCGAGUUCGGCGGCUGCCUAUUACCACAGCCACGCCCACCACCCGCACGCCCACCACGCACACGCCCACCUGCAGCACCAGAUGGCCUUGCCGCCACCGCCGCCGCCCCCCGCAGCGGCACCCGUUUCGGUGGGCGUGGGCGUGGGCGGCAAUGGAGCCACCAUGGGCAUGGGCAUGGGCGUGGGCAUGGGCAUGAACCACUACGGUGGAGGCUACGACUCGGCCAACUCGCUGGAAGCGGGCCAGUAUGCCGCGCACCUGCCGGCGGUGCUGCCCGAGAUGCAUGGCCAUGGAUUCGCCACCGAUCCCUACCAGACGGCCGGCUAUGGCAGCGGCAAUACGGCCGGAGGCAGUGCCUCCAAAUCGGAACUGGACUACGGCGGCGGCUACAAUCAGGCGUGGUCGAAUGGCUAUCAGAACUAUCAGUAUGGCAGCUGCCUGGCCACCGCCCAGUAUGGUCCACAGGCGGCACCGCCGCCACAGCCACCGCCUCCGCCGCCGGUGGUGCUGUGCCCCCAGCUGUACUCCACGGUCAACCAGAAUCAAAUCCACCUGCAUCUGCACAGCAGCGAGAAGCUGGAGCAGUAUCUGGGCACGGCCACCGGUGCCGAUCACCUGACCAUCGGAUCUCUGACGGGCAGCAGUCGCUCCAGCAUUGAGAUUGGCCAGGAUCAGUACCACCAGCAAGUGCAUCACGCACAGCAGCAACAGCAACAGCAGCAACAGCAGGUGCACCAUCCACAGCAGCAGCAGCAGGUGGAAUCCGCUGGCGAAGUGGGUGGCAGUGUGGCGGGUGGCGGUGUGGAAUCCGCCAGGGAGGAGGACGUGGGCGAUCUCACGCAGGUGUGGCGACCCUAUUGACCCAAUCGGAUCACCCAGAGGUCAGCGGCCACCAGUCUCCAUCUGCACCCACAUCUGAAUCUAAAUCCGAAUCCGAAUCCAAGUCCGCAUCCCAGCCACCCACCGCUGCACCUGCACAUCGAACUGAACUAGGAGAGCAGCAGGAUCAGCACAAGAACUGUACAAUUUUUUGUUCUCUUUUUUUAUUUUUUUUUUUUAGCCAAUAAAACGUAACGCCUAAGUAAUUCCAAAACAUCUGCAAGUUGUACAUAAAACAUAAAGUAAAGUAUAUGUUUAAGAGAUAGGCGCCCUAACUUCUAGAACUCAGAAUAAACCAUAUAAAAGCCAACUGCUUACAUAAAUUAUGCUAACACUUCAAUCUAAAUAACAUUACACCCGAUACUAUUAUUUGCAAAACAAGUUUUGAGUUCAGCUGCAGCGUAAUAAGAAAAUCUAUAAUAGUAAAUAAAGUUAGUAAAAGAUGUAAGUCCGUACAAGAAAAACACAUUAAACGAGGUGUAAAUAACUGAGAGCUUAAGCAUAAGAUGAAAGUAUAACAAAAUCUAAUCAAUAAUCCUAGCGUAUAGAGCACCCAAAUCCCUACAAACCACAUGUUUUUUUUUACUAGCCCUAAGUUUUGAAGGAUACUCGAUAAAGCCGCACAACUAUCUAUAAAUAUAUAAAUACAUACGUAUGUAUGUAUACAUUUUUUUUCUGUUACUUUUUGUGUGGGAAUCUGCCAAAGGAUUCGAGAUGAAAGUAAAAA